AUGGAGCUGGAUAUUCGGCAGUAUCUUACCACGGCAAAGGAGCAACAAGACUCUGGAGCUUUACAGUCAGCCUAUCGUUUAAUUAACGACAUGACAGCAGCUGGAGCCAGAGGAGCAGCUCCACGCAUUGUUCCAGAGCUGUACGUUGUAUGUGCAGAAGCAGCUGUACAGCUUGGUUGUUUAGAGAUAAGCACAGCGUGUCUAAAGAUGUACUUUGAAAGGAAUCCGCCGGCGAAUCAAUUUUUGUGUCGAGCCCACCUCUGCCAGGUCCAGCUGAAGUCUCCGCCUCCCCUUGGGAGCUUGGAAGACUUAGAAGAGGCUGUGCUGUAUUUUCUUAAAGCAAUUGAAAUCGCAAAGCAUGAACCAAGAGACUUCUUCAUAGUGUUCAACGCUUCAGUGCUGUACUUCCAGACUGUGCGUCUUUUCCUGCAGCCGGGGUGGGGCUCCCACCUCGUCCCCUCCCUCAGGCAGGUGGUCCGGAGUCUGGAGGAGGUGGCAGAGCAGGACCACAGCUGGAGGGCUGAACUCAUGAUGCAUCUCAUCGGCUGUAUUGUUGACUCUGGGAAAUCAGAAGAUGCUGCAAGUUAUGCCAAAGAGACAGAAGGAUUCAUCAAGGCACACACCCCACAUCUUUAUCCAAGGCUCUUUAAGUUACUGGUACAACACAGGCUGACAAAUGCUGACGACCUAAUUGAAAAAAGCAUACAAAGCACUUCCUUAGCAGUCAUUUACAAAAUACAGCAAUUUAAGAAGUUGGAAGAAACAAAUGUGGACGAGCCAACAAAGCAGGAGCUCGAGCAGAUUCAUCUCCUUAUGGAUUGUACUAAAGCUUCUCCCACUCCACCGAUCUCCAGUCAGAGCCCAACACCCAUCCAACCAGCAGACAGGGUUGCCUUCUUCCUGGAGUUGGCUCUGCUGGCCUUGCAAGUGAAGCAUCAGGAAGUGGCGGCUGACUGUUUGAACGAGCUUAAGUUGGCGGGAGAGGCUAGUAUCGGCCAACUCGUACUAAUAGAAUGUGUCAACUGUGAGAUCAACCUCCUGAAGAGAGAAGCCAAGAGGAAUGACUAUUCCAAAGCCAGUGUGGAGGCCCGGCUGAGGGAGAUAGGCAAGCUGGAUCAGUGUCUGCAGACUGCAGUGGAUGGGGGGGACCUGCAGGCCAUGCAGGCAGUGUGUGUUACCCAGUGGAGCUGCUGUCUGCCCCUCCUGCAGCACAACCUCAAGAAACACAUCAAGAGGCCUCUGCUCAGGGUCUCCCACGUUCUGGAAGACACGCAGAGUAUGUUGCUGGAGAUGCGCUGUCAGGUCCACUCGGAGCUGGCUGUGAUUGAAGAGGAGGACGGGCGCCUUGAGGCGUCUUUGACUCAUCUUCAGAAAGCCAUGCUGCUGGAUAACGGGACACAACGAGAACGCCUGUCGUCAGCUGUCCGUCUCCUGCAGCUCAGAGGGACCCUCUUCCAAACGGCCUCCCGGGCCGAGGAUAAAGCCGCUCUGCUUAUGCAGCAGGUUAGGGACAUGCAGUUCCAAGACAGGACAGACAUUCGUCCCAUCCUGGUCGCUGUGGGUCUGCUUUUGGCCCCUGAUGGUUUCCAGAUGGUGCUGGAUGCCGACAACACUUCCAAAAGCAGUGGAGGAUCUGGAGCAGUGGCUCAGCUCUGUGCUAAGGCUCAGCAUCGCUCAGCCUCUGUAAGGAAGGUGGACGGAUACCUGGCCAGACAAGGAGACGACACAGAUAACUCAGAGAGGGUAAAGUUGUGGGCAACACUGGUGAAGAUGGCCAGGAAACAGGAAGUUUGGGAUGUGUGCCGAGCUGCUUGUGGAUUCUGUUUGCUUUACGAUGACGGGAGAUGGGAGAUUUCCAAGACUGACAAAUGUAGAUGCUCCGCAGAAGAGAGCUGUGCAGAGUGCCUUCACGGUUGUAAUGGAAGCCAAACAUGCGUGAGGGACUUGCUGCGCCUGUUAGCUGACGUCCACUUCAUCAGUGCUGAGGCCAGUGUCCAGAAGCUUCUGGCAGAGGGGGGGCAGCUGAACAGCCCCGUGGUCCCCGCAGUGGACAGUGAGAGCUGUGUGUCUGAAGAGGAUCCGCACUGGGUUGGUUACAGAGACCUGAUCCAGGCUCUCUCUGCCUACGCCACCUCCAGCUUCUCGCGGGCAGCGGAGCUUGGGGCAGAGAUCAGGGAGCCGUGGGUGGUAGCGAACGCAGCCGUCUACCUGUGGAACUACAGCAGCCACUUGUUGGCAGCUGGGGAGUACCAACGCCUGCUUCCCACCUUCCAGACUCUGGUGACUGGGCUCCAAAAGACAGAGUUCACCGGGAAUCGUGCUCUGUUUGUGCUGCUGUGUGAUGCCGUGGCCCGGGGGUUGAUUCAGCCUCUGUGCGGACCAGACGGCAUCGAGCCAGCCCCGCCGGCAGACAGGAGCAAAAACAGACCUGAGAAAGGGAUGGAGAAGGCUGCCAGCGGCCAAGGGGUUUUCUUAGACCCUGUUGCCCUUCAGGAUGUUCGCAAGGCAUUAGAGCUGUGUGACUACGCCCUCAGCAUAUCCACCUGCAACACCCCAGCGGAGAGCGUCCCCAUCGCAGCAAGGAAACAGGUGGUGGCCACAUGGGUGCAGACCAAGAGGCUGUUGCAGCAGCAGAUCGGCUCAAAGAUGGACACUAAAGAUGAGUGUGAGAAUGAGGAAGUGUCCGCCAUGACGCGAGUGCUGGUUGGAUUGGAGAUGCUCCAGUGCAACAGGAACCCAAGGCAUAUGGAGUUCUCUGUUCCCAGUCUCUCGGCACUGGUGAGCAUGGCCUCUGAAUGCAGCUGGACUGACUCUGUGGUGGAGUUGCAGGUGUGGUGCCAGCUGGCGGCCUGCUGCCACCACGCCAAGGACCACAGCACAGUGUUAUUCUGCACCAAGAGAGCUCUGCAGCUGGAGGGAGCCGCCGCAAAGAGCCUCAACACCAUGCCCUGUGUACUGUAUGGCCUGCCUGCGGUGAACGAGAUGCUGAGCAGUGCCGCUUGUCUGAUGGCUUUAAGUUUAGUCCAUGAGUCCAGCGGAGAUCUACACACCUACAGAGAGGCUCUGAAGGUGCUGCUGUCCAGCGUCAGCUAUGCAGAGAAAGCUGAGAAUCCAGCACUGUGUGUUGCAGCUGCCAGACACUACUGGAACACAUGUCUCCCCCUGACACACACUCCAGAGGAGAGAUGGCAGCUAAAGGAGCCCCUGGAGAGCAUCCUGACUGCUCUGCUUCACACCAACACCAAACUUGCAAACAAACAGGCCAAAGUGAAAGGUUGGCUGACCUUGACAGCAUUGCCUCCAGGGAGUUCAAAACAUGAAGCAACUGAGGACCUUCUCCUCAGAGCAGCCAUUUACGCUCUGUUGCUCGACAUCCACAAUGAUAAAGCAGACUGGAAAAGUGCUCUGCAGCUUCUGGAGCAAGCCAUUAGAGACAUGCCACGUAGCAAACACAGGCUACAUUUUCUGAAACACAGAAUACUGAUUAAAGCUCGUCUGGGGGAAAGCGUGCUGAUGGACAUGCAGAAGCUACAGGAUGAAGGAGAGCAGUGCUGUUCGUACAUGUGGCACCAGGUGGCGCUGUGUGCCCACGACACCGCCCAACAGCUCACCUGCUACCAGAAAUCCAUCACUUCUCUGUCGAGUUCAAAGGCUCAGUGGCAGAAGGCCAACCUACUGCUGGAGUUUGGAGAGUGGCUGUACUCUCACAACUUUCCCAAAGCUGAUGCCCAUCACCAGGUUCAGUGGGCUAUAGACGUCCUUCUCCAGGCAGAGGAAGCAGACGAUGAGUCGAAAAAAAGGGAUUUGAGCUCAGUGAAAUGUGAGUUUCUGGUGGGAGUCCACGGCUUGUUUUUGACAGACGGUUUGUCGAAUCUGAAAGAGGUGCGACGCCUCGAUGGCUUGGUACGCGCUCACACUCUGCUCGCUGUCAUGGCCGACAGGACUUCACCUGAGCACCAACAUAACCUGCUCAGAGCCUACACCUUUGUUCUUCAAAUAUGGCAGGUGUCCAUCGCUGUGGCUUGUGAGACUUCCAUUGAGAUAACAAAGAGCCAGACACCCCCGCCUCCUCCUUCUGCUGGAUCCAAGAAGGUCAAAGACAAGAGCAAGAGCAAAAAAGGAAAGGAUCCCCCCCCUGCAGAGGAGAGACCUAAACUGGUUGUCUUGGAUCAGGAACUUCCCUCCACCCUGAAGGACUGGGCUGGAUUUGUCUGUCCUGACCCGGCCAGGCUCAUCUUCAGAACCAACAGCAACCCCCACUGUAUCAACACACACAGCAUCAACCAGCAGACUCAGACUUUGUUUUAUCUGAACCUGCUGGAGAAAGAGCUUCACUCUCUCUCACUUGACCACCUGACUCUACCCAUAAUGCAUCUGGCCGAGACCAUUGCUCAUGACCUUUUGGAUAGGAGGAGCCUCUCCGACCUUUACCGACUCAGAAUUGUGAGGACCUGCAGUCAGCUCGGUUUGGAGACACAUUCACCAUAUCAGGAGAAGCUCCUGAAUCUGAGCAGAAUCCAGGAGCAAGAACAGAUGGGGUGCCACAAAGCCAUUGCUUUCUCCCAGGAGCGGAGAGGCCUUCACACAGCGCACAAUCAGAAAGUUCAUGUGGAUGAAGCAGCUGGUUCUGGGCCACAGUGCAUGGAUAUGUGUGUUCAGGACAUCUGGCUGGAUAAGGCGGAGGUGUGCCUCAGCAUGGGGCUCUGUCAGCCAGCCCGGCAGCUCCUGGCAGAGUCCCACCGUGUGGCUGCGGGGCUUGGAGACCAGAAAGCAAUGGCUAGAAGUCUGCUCAGUCUGGCCAUUUUGGCGUGUGAAGAGCAGAACUACGCCCAGGCUCUGAUCCUGUUGGACAAAGCCCGGGCUCUGGGAGGGGGAGAGGAGUUCUGGUACCAGCUCACCCUCACCACGGUCACAGCUGUAGUCGGCCAGAGAGACCCGGACGCACACUUCAAGGUGGAUCAGAUUAUAAAACAAAGCUGUGGAGCAUUGAAGCUGGUUCUGGAGCAGCGGGUGAACCGAGUCCCAGAGAUCUCUUUCCUUAUCACUUCAUUAGAGAUGAGAGGUGCCAUUGAAUGUAUUCGUUCCCUCGGUGGUGAACAUGGAGAGACCCUCAGCAGCAGCGAGGCGGUCCAGAGGCUGACGUCUGCCUGUGAAACACUCAGAGAGAGCGCCAGUGGCUUCACUAAACUGGGCUUCAGAGAGCAUGCUGCAGAGGCACAGGAGGAGUUUGCACACGCUCGGAGAAUCCUAGCCAGACGUUUUACCUCCGCUGAAGACAGGCAACGCUUCCUGCUCGAUGGCCUGUCCCAGAUGCAGCUCGCGGUCACAGAGCAGGAACACGUGGCACUGAAUGCUCAGAGGCUGCUCCCCCAGCAGGAGGAGAGUCAUGGCCUGUCGCUGGCGGCCGUACGGAGGCUGCUGCGCCUGAGGCUGGCUCUGGCAGACUUUAGUCUGGCCAUCAUGGAGGAACACUGUGCUGAGGAGAAACGCGAAGCUCUGGCCCGCCAGAGGAAGACUUCUGCUGAGGUGGCACUGCAGGAGUUCACACGCUGCAUGCCUGAGCCAGGCUCUGUAGAACAGGAAUGGGUGACUGUGGGCUCCACCUCGGGGCAGCUGGCUCUGGGUCAACUUUCUGCAGUCAACUCUCUCUCUCCGGACAGUGUGGAGAGCAGGGCGCGCUGCCUGAGUCUGAUGGGGAAGUUCCUCAGACUGCUGGCUGUGCAGGAGGACCCCCCCUAUCUGUGUGCUCUCUGGGACUCACACACACAGAAGGAGGCCCAUGCUGACCCUAAAGCUGCUCCCGCGGUGGAACAUUCAGAGAAAGACGGAGAAUCAAGCAGAAAAAAUCCCAGGGUGACGCUUGCCAAAAGUGCUGAGCUGCAGCAGAGGAGGCACAGAGCCCAGCAGCUUUUGGCUCAGGCCAGUCAGGCGCUGACUGAAGCCGUCAGCCUGUGUCUCCAACACCAGCUGCCCCCCCACAUCCUGGCUGAAGCCUCUCUCAACAUGUUGGAGUGUCAUGGCCAGUCCGACCCUGCAGAGGCAGGUCAAUAUCUGGCCCUGUUCCAGAGCUGCUGCACUGCUGCUACCGUUGCUGAGCUCCUGAGUCGUGCAUGUUCUGGCUCCGGUGUGUCCCAGCUCUCCGCUCUGCUCAACCUUCACAGGAAGCUGCUGCUUUCUCAGGAGGAGAGGCCCAGCAGCAGGCUGAAGGGAGUGCAGGACUCCCUCAAUAGCCUCUCCAAGGCCUUCAGCCACCUGACCGUCCUCCCCGGCCACCUGCAGAUCCUCGCAGAGCUCCCCCCGAACCUGAGAAUCCUGCUGCUUCAGCACUCAGAGGAUGGCUCAGAGCUUUUUGGUGCCUUCUAUGAGAUGAACAGAGCUCCACAUCAAAAGGGAAAGACCACGCAAGGAACAGGUAGCCUGACGUGCUCCAAGGUGGCAAAGGUUUCUGUCUGCCCCCGGGCUCUGCUGGCGCUGAGGGAGCAGACCCGGGCCUUUUGCCAGGAGACGAGGCACGCCCUCCUCAGGCACGCUGCUGAGGGAAGGACUCAGCCCUCGGAGGAGCCUUGUGUGUUUCCCCGUAAAACUGCUGCAGAGGAAACGUUCGGACCUCACUUCAGAGAAAUUGUAGCAAAUAUGGAAGACUAUUUGAAUCCACUCCUCACACAGUUUGACUUCUCAUGCUUAAGGCUGCAGACUGCAGCACCACCAGUCCCUGAGAUGACCAAAGCCAGAGAUAAAGAAGAGAAAGUGAGCUCAGAAUCAGGGGAGUAUGUGGUGUUGCUGGCAGACAGGAAGUUGCUGGAGUUGCCGCUGGAAGCCCUGUCCGUGCUGCAGGAGGAAUGCCUGGACUCUGUGUCUCGAGACUUCUCCCUGCAGCUCCUCCACAGCCGCCUGAUCAGAGCAGAGCCAGACAAAGUUGAAAGUGACAACAAAAAGGAGACCAAAGGUGGCAAGGGAACGAAGGGGAAGGCAGAUCAAAGCCAAGCCAUCAAAGUGAUUCCUGUGAACCGUGUGCUGCCUCCAAACACCUUUCCAGUGGACAUGCGUCAUUUGAAAUAUAUUGUUGACCAUCACAAUGAAGGCACCUUUGAAGGGACCAGCUUAAGCAGGGGGAUGAAGGAGAUUUUGGAAACCCACAGCCAGCAUUGCACCCAUCUUUGGGAGGGCUUCAUGGGAAGCACAGGAACACCCAGUCUCUCCGAGGUGGAGCAGCUGCUGUGCGGAUGCAGCGCCUUCAUUUAUCUGGGGAUGGAGCGCUUCCUGGCAAACAUUCCACCUGGCAAACUGACAGCACUGAAUCUGUGUGAGUGCCGUAUGGCUCUUCUCUUUGACCUGGUUCAGAACAAUGCCAGUGUUCUCCGCCAAUCCAGCCUUGAUAUGCACAAGAGUGCACGACAGUUGGACCUGGAGAAGCCCCUGCAGACUGCCCUGCUGCUGAGUGUGGGUGGAGUUGGCUCCAUUGUGCUAAACCAGUGGCACAGCAGCCUCCAACAGAACACACACAAUCUGGCCGAUGUACUAGAGAAUCUGCUGAGGGUCAGACAGACAUCUGGCCAGAGCAUCCAGGCCUUGAGGAGAGGGGAGCGUUCAGAGACAGCACAGCACAAGGUUACAGGAUCAUUUGAUCCAGCUCUCCUCGCUGACUCAAAGGAAGAGGAUGAUGUUCACCAGCAAUUAACUCUCACACCAUCAGCCUUCAACUGCAUUCUAUAUGGAUUACCUAACCUCAUAGUCUCGUAAUAUACUCUACAUGCUCGCUUGUAUUUCACAGUUCAAGUUGAUACAUGCCACAUGGCUUUGCAAUAGUACUGAAUGCAAACACACUAAGCCAGUGUCGUAUG
This is a messenger RNA of Eleginops maclovinus (Patagonian blennie), 7841 nucleotides long. Its product is annotated as cilia- and flagella-associated protein 46. Gene Ontology annotation, molecular function: protein binding. Gene Ontology annotation, biological process: axoneme assembly; cilium movement involved in cell motility. Lineage: Eukaryota; Metazoa; Chordata; Actinopteri; Perciformes; Eleginopidae. The record is from RefSeq and is a predicted model, not a curated record.